AUGGAAAAUUCACCGCUUUUACCGAUUAGAGAGAGUGAUACAAAUAUCUCUGGUCGCAAAUUUUACAACACUCUAGUACUUGGAAUCCUUUGUGCUUGUAUUGCAUCAUUUGUUAUACAGACAGAAUACAUGACAGAAUUUAUUGAAAUUGGCAGUGAACUAGUUAGUAGAGUCAGAUCAAUACGUCAAGUAGAUUACAUAGAUACGGAAAACGAAGAAGGCAGUGAUGUACAAGAUAUGCUUGUAUUUUUACUGGGUGAAUCAAUAAAUAUAGGAAAAGUUUGCUCCGUAUUUUUAAGCAUUGCAGGUGUUAUAAUCAUGACGAUGAAUCAAAAGGAUCAAACACCGAAACAUGAUAUCGGUGGGCACUCUGAGGUGGGUGACAAUGGCAUCAUUUUUACAGGAGAUUUAGUUGCUUUGUUUGGUGCAGUCACUUAUGGGUUAUAUGAGGUGCUAUAUAAGAAGUAUGGAAGUCCGCCAACACCGUCCAUUUUAUUUUCAAACACUAUCACAGGUUUAAUUGGUAUAUUCACCUUAAUUUUUCUAUGGGUGCCAAUUCCCAUAUUACACUAUAUGGAAAUAGAAGAGUUUUGUCUUCCAGAUAUGAAGACUUUUGGUUACAUUCUAUUCAUGGCUUUGUUCGGGGUUGUUUUCAAUGCAUGUUUUAUGGUAGUAAUUGCUUUAACAUCACCUAUAUUUGCCGCUAUUGGGAUAAUGCUGACCAUUCCUAUAGUAGCAUUUGUAGAUGCGUUGGUAAUUAAUUCCCCGUUAAAUGCGAGUACAAUUGUUGGUGGUUUGUGCAUAUUAAUAUCAUUUGUUUUAUUAAGCUGGAAAAGUAUCAGAGAUGUGGCAGAAAAACGUAGAUCGGAGUAG
Molecule: messenger RNA, 873 nt
Organism: Cetraspora pellucida
Lineage: Eukaryota; Fungi; Glomeromycota; Glomeromycetes; Diversisporales; Gigasporaceae
Source: the annotation of a GenBank genome assembly